This is a messenger RNA of Osmia bicornis bicornis, 7534 nucleotides long. Its product is annotated as protein gustavus. Gene Ontology annotation, biological process: proteasome-mediated ubiquitin-dependent protein catabolic process. Gene Ontology annotation, cellular component: SCF ubiquitin ligase complex. The transcript has 6 exons. Lineage: Eukaryota; Metazoa; Arthropoda; Insecta; Hymenoptera; Megachilidae. The record is from RefSeq and is a predicted model, not a curated record. Gene Ontology annotation, molecular function: protein binding. Bases 513 to 2240 code for a protein of 575 amino acids.
GCCGGUUCGGCUGCGCUCGUGCGAGUCGAUGUAAGGUUGGGAGCGUCGUGUCGCGUGAAAGGGAGUGUCGCGGCCAUCUCGACGCCCUUCUCGAGUCGCACUUCAUCUAUAAUCUAUACGGAUCCGCCACGAUUUCGUGGAACUCUCAGGAUGCUUGACCGUUUGAUGCCGUUGUCGACGAGCCUGGUCGAGCGUCAGUCGAGUUGGCCAGUUACCGACACCGUUCCUUGAUCGCGGACAAGUGUCUUCCAGCAUCAAGGUGAAUCCCGUCGUUGGAGCAUCCUCUCGAUGCUACUCGUGAACUGGUCGGAGAGUGAGUGAAAGGGGGUCUCGAAGUCGAUUCGUCUCAAGGGUAGCGCAUCCUCGAGGCCAGCCUGGUGGUCUCGGCUUCAAGGACGCGGUUGAAGGCGCCUUCACGCCCGGAGAACGGAGAAAGAGGCAUAGUUUUUUAUCAAGAUGACGGGGCGCACCAGGGGACGGUAGUUCGUGGUUGGUAGGGAUGUCCUCGUGACAUGUUACCCCGUGACCUUGGCUGUCGCGACUACAACGUCCUCCACGGAGAGGCUCGUCUGCUGGCACACGGAUCGAGCGAGGAUAACGGACGAUCGGCGUCGAUUCGUCCACGCGGAGUCGAGUACAGGCUGCUGCCCGUCGUCCAGCUGAAACCUGACUUCCCGAUCCCGUAUGUUCUCUGCUGGAGGGUGGCCAGCACGAUCCACAGGAUUCAGAUCCCGAUACAACACCAUCAGCAUCAUCGUUAUCAGCGGCACCAUCGGCAACGUCGUCGACGACACUUUCAGGCUGCUAUCGCGCCCAGAAGACAUCCUCUUCCGGUCCCGGCUUCUUCCUCCAGAUACCCUUCACCUUACGGCUCUAUCUUACAACGUGGCAAUCGUCCUCUGCAACCUGGUAUGGAAACAAGGUACAAAGCGAAUCGUUGCGUGAGCGGGGGCGGUGGCCGCGGAAACGGUGCGACUGGCGGUACCGGAGGCGGUCUAGGUAACGGAGGCAGCGGCCGCGGAGGCGGCGGGGGCGGCAGCCCCGGUAGGGGCGGAGGAGGAGGCGUCGGCGGAGGCGGCGGCGGAGGAGGCGGAGGAGGAGGAGGAGGAGGUCGCGGUGGAGGAAUAGACGGUGGCGCGGUGCCUGCUGCAGCACCACCGACCGUCGGCCAUUACCACCACCACCACCACCAUCACCAUCACCAUUAUCAUCAUCUCGUCACCACGACCACCACGACUAACACCACCACCACCACUGGCGUCACCAGGCAUCUCAGGCACAAGCUACCCCUCGGCAAGCAGUGCCUCGAACACCGUCAUCAGCACCGGCAUCACCAUCGGUCCCCCUAUCGGGCCUUAAACAUGGGCCAAAAGAUUUCAGGCGGCGUGAAAAGCGUGACACGCGAGGCUGCAGCUGGAACAGUCGGUGGAGUGAGCGUCGGCGGUGGCGGCGUGGUAGCGUAUAAACCAGUGGUACCCAGAGAGCUGGCGCAACAUUUCGCAAGGCCACCACGGCUCGAUGUUCUGUUCGACAUGCCACCCGCCUCGCGGGAGACGCAGAUUCAUCACAGCUGGAACGCCAACGAUCGUAGCCUCAAUAUAUUUGUCAAGGAUGACGACAAGUUAACGUUUCAUCGGCAUCCCGUGGCCCAGAGCACAGAUUGCAUAAGGGGGAGGGUGGGAUACACGAAAGGUAUGCACGUGUGGGAGUUGUUUUGGAGCACGAGGCAAAGAGGCACGCAUGCCGUGGUGGGCGUCGCGACGGCAGAGGCACCGCUUCACAGCGUCGGUUAUCAAAGCCUGGUCGGCUACAACGAACAAAGCUGGGGUUGGGAUUUAGGUAGAAAUAAACUUCUUCACGACUCGAAGAACAAUACCGGUAUCACGUAUCCGGCCUUACUCAAACCCGACGAAACGUUCAUCGUUCCUGAUAAAUUCCUUGUGGUCCUGGACAUGGACGAAGGUACGUUAGCGUUCGUCGUGGACGGUCAGUACCUUGGUGUUGCGUUCAAAGGACUCAGAGGCAAGAAGCUGCACCCUAUCGUUUCUGCUGUGUGGGGACACUGCGAGAUCACGAUGAAAUACAUCGGUGGACUUGAUCCCGAACCUUUGCCCCUCAUGGACCUCUGUCGAAGAGUAAUUCGGAAACGAAUCGGCAAGGAGAAGAUAGAAGAAAAGGUGAACGCUUUGAGCCUACCGUUAGCAUUGAAAACUUACCUCCUGUAUCGCGACAGGAGGUAACCACCGAACGGUAUCUUAAAGGAAACCACCACGAUCGCGAUUGUGAACACCACCGCGCUAUUAUUAUACCGUUGCCACCACGACGCACAGGGGAACGCCCGCUACCCCGUCGCCAGCCACCGAGCACAACAGCCCAUAAGCCGCUUCUACGAUCUAUGGUGUUUGUAUCCGUGUCGUCAGGAUAAUAAGUCAAGACGAGCAACAACAGCGUCACGAUACCUAGCUUGGUCGAUGAUUCGUACCUUGUUCUUGUACUCGUGUUCGUUAUACUCGUCGUCAUCGUUGGCAUGCUCAACGUCGUCGUCGUCGUCGUCGUCGUCGUCGUCGUCGUUGUCAUGUUCAUUAUCGUCGUUGUUGUUAAUAACCUGAUCGUUUAUUCGUCGUUGUCGUUCUUGGAUAAGAUCGAACGACGCUUUCACACGGGGACAAGAAAAGAAGAACAUAAAAAACGCGGAACACACGCACGAGCCGGUUAUAUAAAUAUAUAUAUUGUAUAUCGGGUCUAGCUAAUUAUUUAGGUGAUAUUGUUGUCUUGUGUUAAAACGUCUUGCACGAUUAAAAUCGUGACGAAGUCUUUAUUGAUUGUUAAAUGAUUGAAACAGAGCACGGUACUCGUAUGCGAUUUGGGGUAUCAUCUCUCUUUUUUUAGUUCGAUAGCUUUUUCGCGUAUUUUCGCUCGACGCUGGCUUGUCUGUCUGUUUGUCUGUUUUCUCCUUUGAAUUGUUGGAAAAAAGGAACGCGUUUUGUGUGUGGCGAAAAAUAUCGGAUGGAAGAUCGAAGAUCCAGAUUUAAUAUGGGCUAUAGAAGAUACGCGCGUGGCUUGAGCGAAGGAUGAAAAUCAAUGAAAUGAUCACGAAGAAAAAACCAACGAACAGCGCUUCAAACAGAGUUGGCCAGUAAAAAAAAGCAACACGUUAGACUUAGUUAGAGUCUGAAGGCUGAUACAGGCAACGUUUCGAUGAUUAGUCAAACAAUGGGUAGCGGGCUCCUUCUAGUCCGGCCACUGCGCGAAUAAUUAAUCACGAAGACGAUGAACAGCAGCAACAGCAAGAAAAUUAAACGAUGUAUUUAGAGCGAAGAGAAAUUACCGAAGCGGAUUCUUGAGUGGAGAACAAUUUGUCAGAUAGAAGAAAUGUGUACAGUGAUGUAAAAGCCAGCCGAUUCGAACAGCCACCUUCCAAUAGACUCAUUUUUCAAGUAUUUUCUAAGCAUGCUAGAUCUAACGAAAAAAAAAAAAAAUUAUAGUGAUGUGCAUGAAUCGUGGAUGGACACGCGAUGUCGAACGAAAGGGAGAACGUCAAGGUGAUUCGUUUUAAUGAACGCGCCUCCCGAAUUUACGUGUUCUUCUUCUUUUUCUUUUCUCUUCUGUUCGUUAGAGAUCCCGCAAACGAUACGUAUCGUAGCCUAGAAACAAAUUGCAAACGAAGACAACGGUCAAUGAAAUGCACCACCUUCGAAGGGUUUGAUUUUGAACUAGCAGCGAGAGACAAACACGAAUUACCUCGAAUUAUGUUAAUUGAACACGAUCGAAACGAAGAUUAAACGUACGUAGUUAAACUUUAGGGCGAGCAAACGAACGAAUUACCACGGGGCAUAUGGCUGAGAAAUAUUCCAAACACGAAUUAAAACUGUCGACAGAGAUAAAAAUGAUAGCAGCGACACAGUGUAUAUGUGUGUGUACGCGCGCGCCCGCGUUUAUACGCGUAUUAUUCGAUACGAACUACGGCGACGAUCCAGACGAUCAUUAUUGAGGAUGAUGAUAACGAUGAUGAUUAUGAUAAUGAUGAUAAUGAUGAUAGCAAACGAUUAUAAACGGGCGUGUUGCUACCUAUAACUAUUAGCAUGACAAAUUAUGACUGGUCCCUAGUAACUCUUUAAUCUUACGUUUGUCGCUUAAGUUUAAUGAUAAUGUGCCGAUAUCGGCGAUGUCGAUUUGUACAUAGGGUAUAAUUAUAAUAAUGAUAAUAAUAAUAAUAAUUAUAAUAAUAAUAAUAAUAAUAAUAAUAAUAAUAUCUAUCGGUACAACAAUGAAUGUAUUGUGGGUAGUGAUUGUAUCCAAGACCGUAAGAACGAACCGAAUGCGAGAGAAGAAAAAAAAAAUCAAUUUUAUCGUCGUGCAAAAUGCAGAAGCAAAAAACGCUGUCGUAUUCUUCUUAUUCGAUUUUAAACAAGUUUUUAAGUUUAUUGCAUGAUACCACGCAUUGUUGUUCAUUCUCCUCGACCGAGUUCCAUCGGGACUCGCAUCAAGAACGCGUCUUCCAAAUUGCCUGAUUGAACACACACACUAACACACACAUAUACUUGGUGAAUUUUACGAUUUUCUUUUAUCUCUCUCUCUCUCUCUCGCUCUCUUUGAAACGUACCAUAAAUACAAUUGAGAAUCAGUUUUGCUAGCCAUUCCCGAAAGACACGCACGAUCUCGCAAUCGGCAACCGUUGCAAGUAUCUUGCGGUCCUCAAUACUACGCACACCCAAUUGCUGUCUGUUAGCAAUGUUCGCCUUCGUAAUCUUUGCUCGAUUCUUGAACGGAGAUGUAGAGCAAAAUAAAUAGAAAGAUUCGCGGUGAAUCAAAGAGUAGGAGGAGGAGGAGGAGAUAUGAGCGUACGAACGAGCGCCGCGAUUAUGCGAAGCCGAUCGAACAGAAACAAAACGCUUUGUCGACGGUCGUCGUCGAAAUGAACCGGUUAACGUCACCACGGUAGAUGAUUACCGCGUGUGUUCUAUCAACGUCUCUUCUCGUCGCGAGAAGCUGCUCGAAACCCUCUCUCGAUUUGCCGACGAAAGCAGAGAAAAAUGAAGUAAACUCUUCUCGAUUGCGUUAAGAAGAAGAAGAAAAAAAGAUGUUUCCGGAUAGAAUUAAACAGACAAAGCACGUAAAUAAGCGAGUAAAUCGUAUUAAGGGUUAAAGAACACACCACACACAUACACACUUGUAGAAAAAGUACAUACGAAGUUACGCAUUGUGGACGCGCGUUUUAAAAUGAAAGUGAGAAAGAGAAAGAAAGGGAAGAAAGUGAGAUUUCACAGGCGCAGAAAAGACGGUACAAUUUCUUUUCUUUUCUGUGGAAUACACUUUCCAUCUAUUGAUAUCGUCGUGUGCUGUAACUAUUCUCUAUUUUAUUGUAAUACAAAUGAAUCCCUUUUUUUUUUCUUCUUUUUUUUUUUCAUUUUUCUUCAUGCGCGUGCCACGUUCCAAGCAUGAGACAAGGACAAAAAAAGAAGAGUAUAUAGCGUUUAGAAUGUUGUAUAUAUUAUUAAUUAAUGAUUAAUAUUAAUAUUAUUGUAUCGGCUCCGAUAGUUUAAUUGAUGAAUAUCACAUUAGUCGGCAUAAUUGUGGAUUCUGUUUUUUUCUACGAUAGGGAAGACGAUCUAUAUUAUAUUACGCGAUCGAUCGAUUGACAGUGUUUUGGAUCGUGAAAAAUUAACCGGGCGGACUUGAAUAACGUUUAGUUUCUUUUCGCGUUAGAAUCUUUUAUUCAAAAUCGCUAUCGAUAUUUCGAACGGAACAUUGAUAGAUUACGAGGCGAAUAAAGCAAGUGAAAAGCAACGAAACGUAUUUUAAUAUCGACGCGUAUUGAUUUUUUUUCUUUUUUAAACAUAGUUUUAUCUCGUCUAGUAUAUAACUUGUUUUAUUUUUUUAUUUUCAAAGAGUUUCUUGUUUUGUUUUUCAUUUAAUUUUUGAUUUUACUUGCCCCUGUCAUUUGCGUGAAUUACUUCGCACGUAAAAUUGUUUGUUUUAUUUUUUUAUGUUUCAUUGUAAUUGAACGACACCUUUGCGGGUCGAAUCGACUUUACAUUCAUUCGACAACGUAUUUUUAUUUGUAGCUCGACACGAGGUUCGAUCGACCCAAAGACGAGACCGAGUUUUACUCGAUCAAUUUUUUUUUUUUAUAAUUACAUUUUCAAUCUCAUCGACACUUUACGAUUUCUUCAUGUCUUCGAAUCAGCGAAUUUUUAUGUAGAGAACUAUCACAUUCUGAAUUAUCAAGACGUUAAAUAAUUACUGAUUGUGAGAAUACGUUUCAUUUUCCAAUCUAUACUUUCCGCUCAUUACCUUAAUCAUAGAUAACCGAUCACUCGAUCGGUCGAUCGAUCGUGCGACACGAAAAGUACAGUAAAAGCCUUUUUGCUCAUCAUCAUUGAAGUUGAAUGCGACGACGUUCGAUUCGUUCGCAUCUGUCGCGAGAAAACGAAAUGAAGAAAAAGAAAAUCAUAGAAUGAGUGUCUCGAAAUGUUUUUUCGCGAACUGACUGCCUGUUGUGCAAACAAAAAAAAAAAACUACGUUGCCUCGACAAAUGUGUCUAAUUUAUUGACGACGCGAUUAUUAUCAGGACCUUUAAGCUGCGUGCAAGUGAUAACGAAAGAUAACCGCGUGCGUGUGCGUGUGUUGACAAGAGAAUGAGUGAAGAGAAAGAGAAGGGGGAGAUCUGGUAUACCGGGUGGUCUUCGAUAAAAUUCGUUCUUUCUCCAUUAAUUUCUUUUUCUUUAAAUAAACGAAUUUGCGAAUUUUAGCUGAAAUUUUAGAUAACACGCGAUAUUUGUCGCGUCAGUCGACAGGGGAUGAAAGAAGCUGAUGUUAACGAGAGACCAUUUCCGGGCGGUCCAUCUUCGCGAGCGUGUCUUACGCGACGUUCUUCUUUUCCUCUUGUGUAUUUUGUUUCUCCGAGAUAAAAAAAUGAAAAAAAAAAAUAAUAAUAAUAAUAAGCCUGGACUAUUUGCAACGAGCGAUCUCACGUCUAUUUAAGCAUAAGUUUACGAGUUUAGCGUGGUGUAUUUGCUGUAUAGCGGCGAAUGAACGCGAAGAAAAUUUAUAAAUAUGUAAUGCCUUAAUGUUCUAUCGAUAAAUAAUGGAUAGCGUUACUGUAUAAUUAGUUGUGACGCGAUUAAAAUGGAAGAAAGGAAACGACACGAUAUAGGAUUCAAGAGAAUGAAAUGAAAUGAAAUGAAAUGAAAUGAUUGUGAGGAGCGAAACGAACGAACGAACGAACGAAGAAAACGAGCAAGCAUAACUGGAGAGAAAUAUACGGACAGACAGAGCAAGAUUAAAUAAAAGGAGUGUGCAGUUGGUGGUGACCGUUUGUCUCCAUUCUGUUCGUGAUUUGAUAUUUUUUUAUAAUUCAAACGACGAGAGAGAACGACUGGAGAGAAGAAGCGAGUAUAAAUGGAGCGUGUAUAGAGAGCGGACUGCUAUCUAAAAUAGUUCAGGCUAGAUGUCGAUGUUUGUAGCAGAUAAAGGACAAAAAACACAACACACAGCAUAUUGUAAUUAAAAUUAAAAGUCAUUAAUACCGCC